Nycticebus coucang (slow loris) is the source of this 6018-nucleotide messenger RNA. RefSeq names its product kinesin family member 3A (gene KIF3A). Gene Ontology annotation, biological process: microtubule-based movement. The transcript is spliced from 18 exons. Gene Ontology annotation, molecular function: microtubule binding; ATP binding; microtubule motor activity. NCBI's taxonomy places the organism in Eukaryota, Metazoa, Chordata, Mammalia, Primates, Lorisidae. The record is from RefSeq and is a predicted model, not a curated record. The coding region runs from base 159 to 2330 and encodes 723 amino acids.
GGAGUGAGCGUGCGCAGUACGCGCUCUCGCCCGAAAAGCCGCAGUGUCGAGAGCGCCAAGGUGUUUCAGUAGUCUCUGGCUAAGCUGGUCUCGCGAACCGGGUGUCGGUGGGCUGCACCCCGGGCGGGAACGUCCGCCGGGCACAGGAGGGGGCCACGAUGCCGAUCAAUAAAUCAGAGAAGCCAGAAAGCUGCGAUAAUGUGAAGGUCGUUGUUAGGUGCCGGCCCCUCAAUGAGAGAGAGAAAUCAAUGUGCUACAGACAGGCUGUCAGUGUGGAUGAAAUGAGGGGAACUAUCACUGUACACAAGACUGAUUCUUCCAACGAACCUCCAAAGACAUUUACUUUUGAUACUGUUUUUGGACCAGAGAGUAAACAACUUGAUGUUUAUAAUUUAACUGCAAGACCUAUUAUUGAUUCUGUUCUUGAAGGCUACAAUGGAACUAUUUUUGCAUAUGGACAAACUGGAACAGGCAAAACUUUUACCAUGGAAGGUGUUCGAGCUGUUCCUGAACUUAGAGGAAUAAUUCCCAAUUCAUUUGCUCACAUAUUUGGUCAUAUUGCAAAAGCAGAGGGUGACACAAGAUUUUUGGUUCGUGUGUCUUAUUUGGAAAUAUAUAAUGAAGAAGUUCGUGACCUUUUGGGCAAGGAUCAGACACAAAGGUUAGAGGUUAAAGAAAGACCUGAUGUGGGAGUUUAUAUCAAAGAUUUAUCAGCUUAUGUGGUAAAUAAUGCUGAUGAUAUGGAUAGAAUUAUGACACUAGGCCACAAAAACCGUUCUGUUGGUGCAACUAAUAUGAAUGAACAUAGUUCCCGUUCUCACGCCAUCUUUACUAUUACUAUAGAAUGCAGUGAGAAGGGUGUUGAUGGGAAUAUGCAUGUCAGGAUGGGGAAGCUCCACCUUGUAGAUCUUGCUGGUUCAGAAAGACAAGCAAAAACUGGAGCUACUGGACAACGCCUAAAGGAAGCUACAAAAAUCAAUCUUUCGCUUUCCACCCUUGGUAAUGUAAUUUCUGCCUUGGUCGAUGGAAAAAGCACUCAUGUGCCUUAUCGCAACUCUAAGUUGACACGUCUUCUUCAGGAUUCUUUAGGAGGAAAUUCAAAAACCAUGAUGUGUGCAAAUAUUGGGCCAGCAGAUUACAAUUAUGAUGAAACUAUCAGUACAUUACGGUAUGCUAACCGUGCUAAGAAUAUUAAAAAUAAAGCUAGAAUUAAUGAAGAUCCAAAGGAUGCUCUGCUUCGUCAGUUUCAGAAAGAAAUAGAAGAACUGAAAAAAAAGCUUGAAGAAGGGGAAGAAAUAUCAGGCUCUGAUAUCAGUGGGUCAGAGGAAGAAGAUGAUAAAGAUGGUGAGAUUGGAGAAGAUGGAGAGAAAAGGAAAAAAAGAAAGGGCAGUAGCAGCAGCAGUAGUUCAGACUCCACAUGUUCUGUCAUAGAGAAACCUCUGGAUAAGUUCUUGCCUAGUAAAAAGAAAGUUUCUCCAGAUAAAAUGGUUGAAAUGCAAGCAAAAAUUGAUGAGGAGAGAAAAGCACUCGAAACAAAGCUUGACAUGGAAGAAGAAGAAAGAAACAAGGCUAGAGCUGAACUGGAGAAACGGGAAAAAGAUCUACUUAAAGCCCAACAAGAGCAUCAAUCUUUGCUAGAAAAAUUAUCUGCACUGGAGAAAAAGGUAAUUGUUGGUGGUGUUGAUUUGUUGGCCAAAGCUGAGGAACAAGAGAAACUUCUUGAAGAAUCUAACAUGGAACUGGAAGAAAGAAGGAAAAGAGCAGAACAACUUCGCAGAGAACUUGAAGAAAAAGAGCAAGAACGCUUAGAUAUUGAAGAAAAAUAUACCAGUUUGCAAGAGGAAGCACAGGGAAAGACUAAGAAGUUAAAGAAAGUUUGGACAAUGCUGAUGGCUGCAAAGUCCGAGAUGGCUGAUCUUCAACAAGAACAUCAGAGGGAAAUUGAAGGCCUUCUGGAGAACAUUCGGCAGCUUAGCCGGGAGCUUCGACUUCAGAUGCUUAUUAUUGAUAACUUUAUACCUCAGGAUUAUCAGGAAAUGAUUGAAAACUAUGUCCAUUGGAAUGAAGACAUAGGAGAAUGGCAGCUAAAAUGUGUUGCAUACACAGGAAAUAAUAUGAGGAAGCAAACCCCGGUACCUGAUAAAAAGGAGAAAGAUCCCUUCGAAGUGGACCUUUCCCAUGUGUAUCUUGCCUAUACUGAGGAGAGUCUACGUCAGUCUCUGAUGAAAUUAGAGAGGCCACGGACUUCAAAGGGGAAGGCACGGCCCAAGACAGGGAGAAGAAAGCGUUCUGCAAAGCCUGAAACUGUAAUUGACUCUUUACUUCAGUAAAUGUUACAGACUUAAAGUUACAAUAAAAAUUAAUGAUAUUCUCAUGCUUGGACAGAAUCUUUAAUUAAAACACUGAAGACUUCUGAGUAAGUUCAAAUAAGAGAAGCUAUAAAUGAUGGAGUAAGACUGGAUAUAUUAAUUUGCCUAAUAACUUUUAGUCUAUAUAUAUGGAGUUCAUAUAACAUUGUACAACCGGUACUGUUCAGAGAUCAUUCUGCUCUUCACUUGAACUGUGCAGGGAAGUUGGGGAAGGAGUUCAUACCAUAGAGAGGUAUAGUUUAGAUGUAUUUGUAAAUCGGUUAGCUAUUUACCUAACUACUGUAUAUUUAGAAAACAAUUUCAAAAUAGAAAAACGAUUCUCCCGUUUUGCACACAGAAAGUAGCAGAUCAGAUUGUCCUAUGUUGCACUGUUAUAUAUGAAUGUUUGAGCUGCUUAUCUAAUAAAUGACCUAACAUUAGCCUUCCAGCCUGUUUAAACAUGUUCUGAUUUUCCAGUAUUCAUUGCAUUUUAAGUAUGAAAUGACUGAUCUUAUUGUUCUCCUGUAGAAAAUUUUAUAACUCAACAAUCUUUGCAAAUAUACGUUUUAAAAAAAGUUGAAAAUGUGUUUUAUCUGGACCUCUCCUGACUGGCUACUUUGAGUCAAAUCAAAUACACAUUUUUGUCGUUCUGAUUUCAUGUUCUCUUGAAAUGUUGAAUUGCACCUAAAUAUGACGGGGCCAUGGUGGCAGAAAAUUAAGUAGCUAAGUGGAGGCCAUUUAUCCUUGCCUGUCUGUGUAUUUUUAAAUAUUAACUUUGAAGUGUGACUUAUGGAUGCAUUUUUCUGAGUUCUGAAUUUUGAUGGAAAUUACUCUGUAUCUCCCAAUUAAGGGUAUACAUCUUCCAGAAAAUGCAGCUAAGCAAGAAAAAUGUCUUUUAGUCCUGUCUUUAAAACACUUUGUUUUGGGCAGCGCCUGUGGCUCAGUAGGGCGCCAGCCCCAUAUACCAAUGGUGGCAGGUUUGAACCGGGCCCCCGCCAAUCUGCAACAAAAAAAUAGCCGGGCAUUGUAGCAGGCGCUUGUAGUCCCACCUACUUGGGAGGCUGAGGCAAGAGAAUUGCCUAAGCCAAAGAGCUGGAGGUUGCCAAGACCUGUGACACCAUGGCACUCUACUGAGGGCAACAAAGUGAGACUCUGUCUCUAAAAAAUAAAAUAAAUAAAUAAAUAAAAUAAAACACUUUGUUUUGUUUUUCAUAUUUUAUAAAAAAAAUUUUUCCCUAAUUUUAACUAUUGAUUAAUCUAGUUAGACCAUAUUUCUCUAUAAUUAAAAUUAUGUUCAUUUUAUAGUUAAAUAAGUUGUAAUAAAAUCAUUCUUUUGUGGCUGCUUACAGAAUUUUGAUUUCUUUUGAAAGCUACUCUACUCCUAAACCACAUAAUAUAUGUUUUACGGGUUUUAAAAUUAUGUAAUUAGCCAUGAAACACAUUGGUUGAAAAGGUUUUGAGACUUCAUAAGUUAGUAUUUAUUAAAUUAAUAUUUUAGUAAGUUUGAUUAAAUAUUAGUUUAUAAUACAAAGUUGUUAUACAGUGGGGAUGAGUGAUGGUAAAAAUGUGUCCGUAAAUUUAAAGUACGUUCCAGAAGUGGACUCAAUGUUCUGUACAUGGUGAAUAUUUUCUAGGUAAUUAGAAUUGCAUUUCACUGGCAGCAUUUUCUUUGUAAUGUGUUAGAUAGUUAGAAGUUUAUAACUUAUUCUGUGGGUCAUUGUUUAGGUACUGUGGAGACUUGAGGUGAAUACAUGUCUUAUAAAAGCUGUGUGAGCAGAAUAUUUUGAUAAUUGUAAAAUGUUUUUGAUGAUGUACACAUAAUGGUGUUAGAAAUUACUCUAUAGAGAACUUAAUUUUGCUAGUAGAUAAAAAAGAUCAGUGCUUCUUUUUAAAAGUCCACGUUCCCAGACUUCAACAAUUCAAUUAAACAGGAGAGGAAUAACUUUUGAAUUAAGCUUUAAAACAUCAUAGGAAUUUAAGCGAGUAUCUCAGACAUUUUUUCUAUCCCACCCUACCACAGAAAGAAAUCUAUAAAAAGGCACAAUAGGCCAGGCACAAUGGCUCACACCUGUAAUCUUAGAACUUUGAGAGGCCAGAAGUGUGAGACCAAUUUAAGCAACAUAGUAAGAAGCUGUCUCUACAAAAGGGCGGUGCCUGUGGCUCAAAGGAGUAGGGCACCAGCCCCAUAUGCCAGAGGUGGCAGGUUCAAACCCAGCUCUGGCCAAAAACUGCAAAAAAAAAAAAAAAAAAAAGAAGCUGUCUCUACAAAAUAUAAAAGAAAUUAGCUAAGCAUUGGUGGUAUAGGCCUCCUAGCUACUUGGGAAGUUGAGGCAGGGGGAUCACUUGAGCCCAGGAGAUUGAGAUUGCUGUGAACUAUAAUCAUGUCACUGCACUCCAGCCUGGACAACAGAGCGGAACCCUGUCUCAAAAAGAAAGAAAGAAACAAACAAAAACAAGUCAAAAUAAAAAGUCAAUCUGUAAAAAGUCAAUUGAGAAAUUUUUAAAGCAGGCUUCUAUAACAAUUUUUUUUUGAAAAAAGCAAUAUGUUAAAACUGAUUAUACUAGAUAGACGUUAAAUAUCUGUCUUACAAAAUACCAAAAUUUGCUACUCAAGCCAGGCCUGAAUAUCCAUAUGAAAAUAUGGGACAUUGACUUUAGUGCUAUUCAUUCAGUUCGUUAUAGCAGUUCUGUGAUAUCUUCAUAUCGAUGAUGUCUUUGUCCACAAAAGAAAUAUUUUGUAACUUCAGUGUUAAUUUUAUGAAAGGAUAUAGAUGAACAAACUUGCUCAUUAUUUGAAAUAAAUAUGCAAAUUCAAAAUGAGUUCAUAUAGAUAUAUAGGUUAUUGAAUGGGCAUCUUUUUUUCCUCUUUAAUUUAAAAAGUAAUAUUUAUUUAUUAAAAGGUGUCUUGGUAGAGUUAUUGGUUUAUAGUAUGUUCUUAUAAUUACAUAUACUAAUACUUAGGAUAUUAAAAUAUAAUAACAUUCUCCAUUUUUUGUUUAGAUUCUUGUAAAGUAUAAAGCUAAUCAAGGAGAGAGUCUGUAUCUACAUGUUGGUCCCACAGGUAGAAUCCAUUUGACAAGUUAUUUCAUAUACUUUUCUAGAGAAAGGGGAAUUUUUUCUGCAGCAGGAAAUUUAAUGUUACUUUGGGAGAAAGGGUGGUGGUAUUUUAUUCGUAACAUGUUUUUAAAAUUAUGAUUAUGGUUUUGGGGUGGCUUUCUUGUUUUGUUUUGUUUUAGUCUAUUUUUAAUAUCUUUCUCCUUAACUCUUAAGGAAGGUAUUUCUCUUUCCUACAGGGCUGUGAAUUAAGGAAUGGGUGGAGUUUACAUUUAAGUGUGCCAGUGUCUGCCCAAUUUCUUAAUGUAUACAUUUGUUUUCCUUUUUAAUUAUUCUUUGUUCUUAAAAUACUAGAAGAAAACAUAGAUCUUUCUAGUGCCUUUGAACUUAUACUGUAGUCUGAUUAAUUUAAAAUUAUUAAUAACUUUAAUAACAUUACUAUAAUGCUGUAUACUGGCCAAAAUGACAAAUUGUAGAGUAAAUUUAUUGCAUCAGUUUCAGAAGCCACACUUUCAUUGUAUUUUAUGUAUAAGUUGUAUUUGUUCAAGUUGUAUAUAUUGAUAUUGUAGGUAUACGUGCAGCAUGGUUAAAUAAGAAUAAAAGUCUUUUAUCUAAG